AUGGACGAGGAACCCCACGCCUUCGAAAAUUUGGUUGCCAAAGCUCAGAGAUCCGGCGACGCGGAUCCGAUGCGGAUUGGUAGCGCAGGUAGCGAGAGGAAUUGCAGUUCCGAAGCGUCAGCUAUUGCAGCUAGUACAGAACUUCCUGAAAAUCCUCAGUCUUCAAGACCCCAAUCACUGGGCAUAUAUCUUCUCGAACCAUUUAUUUUAAUCCUGCUAUUUGCCUACAACUUUUCUUCAACCGUUCUAAAAAAUAAAGUCAUCUACCAAAGCUGCACCGCGGGUUUGGGGUAUCCGGAUAGCGUUUGCCAACUUCUGGGCACCAAAAAUGCCACGAAUGAAACAAUGAAAAUUGAGGAGCAGGUACAACCAUACGCUGCGAAGAUCACGCUGGCUAUGCGGUUAGUGGAGUGCUUUAUUCCUGCUUUUUGUGGGCUCUUUGCUGGAUCCUGGGCGGACCACUUUGGACGCAAGCCCCUUCUCAUGUGCUCCUUUCUAGGCUACGGCCUUCAGUAUCUCAUUUCAGGCGCGAUCGCCUACUGUGCUAUGAACUCCCAAGGUCUGGUCAGUCCCUGGUGGUACGUGCUCUCUAUCGUACCGCUCUCCUGCUUGGGAAGUAGUGUCACCUAUUCAGUGGCUGCCGUUUGCUUUAUUGCCGAUGUGUCCGACGGCAGAGCUCGAUCUUACAGGAUGAUCGCCUAUGAAUUGGCCAUAUAUGUGGGCCUGCUCAUUGGUAGCCUUGGUUCUGGUUAUGCAUACGAGGCCACAGACGCCUAUAUUGUUUUCAGCAUUUCUUCGUUUUGCGUUUUUACGGCUCUCUUUCUGAUGGCACUCCUUCUUCCGGAGAGUUUGGCCGUCAGGAAUAGGACACUAUCGACUUCAUCGACGGGCACUAGUGUGCUUUCCAUGCUGAUGAGCUUGUGGAACACCUGCUCUAGGCCUCGUGAGCACCAGAAUCGCUUCAUGCUCACAACCAUCAUGGUAGUACUGCUCCUCACCGCAUUUGUAUCAGACGGCAGCAACGCCGUGUUCUAUAAGUUUAUGAGGAUAAAGUUCCAUUGGACCGUAAAGCAGUUUACUGAAUACGAGACUGUCGGCAUUUUGGUUCCUGCAGUGGCUGGUUCAGGUGGAGUUUUCUUCAUUUGGUCUCUCCGCAAGUGCACCAAGUCGGCCGUCCUGUGGCUGGCAUUGGUGUCUCUCAUGAGCCACUGCGCCAGCAGCCUGAUGAAGGGCUUCGCCUGGGAGAGCUGGCAGAUUUACGUGGCCAUUGGGUUGGGUGUUUUCAAGUCCCUCGUGAACCCCAUGUGCCGUUCCAUGAUCACCAAUCUGCUGCCGACUGAUGAACGGGGUAAAAUCUUCGCCCUGCUUGGGGUUUUGCAAGCACUCUCCCCCCUCAUAUCUUCCACUUUGUACGUUGCUAUCUACACCCAAACACUGAACACGGAGCCGGGGAUUUUCAAUGUGUUUAGCGCCUUUUUAUUUGGCAUAGGCAUUAUUCUAUUGGGCACGGUUUGGCACAAAAAGUCGAGAAAUCAGGGGUACUAUGAGCCAGUUUUUAAAUGA
This is a messenger RNA of Drosophila teissieri, 1563 nucleotides long. RefSeq names its product proton-coupled folate transporter. The transcript has 9 exons. The coding region runs from base 1 to 1563 and encodes 520 amino acids. Gene Ontology annotation, cellular component: membrane. Gene Ontology annotation, molecular function: transmembrane transporter activity. The record is from RefSeq and is a predicted model, not a curated record. Gene Ontology annotation, biological process: transmembrane transport. Lineage: Eukaryota; Metazoa; Arthropoda; Insecta; Diptera; Drosophilidae.